AUGGCGAAGGGCCUGGAUGAUUUGAUCGAGUUUCUGCUCGAGGAAAUUGCAGUCAGUGGUAGUCAAGGCCUCUCCAUUAGUGACAUCGCUCAGUCCAUCUCGUCAUUCUACGACAAACCGCAAGAUGACUCGGGAUCCAAUGUGCCCACCGAGGGCGUUGAUGCUAUAUCAGCAGUCACGGUUGACCGGCCUCUACUUGCCAAGGUCUGGUCAUGGCUAGGCCGGCAUCCUGAUGUCUCUAUCGGUGACGAUAGACGGUACAACGAGACAUCGUUGGCCGAGAUAGAGCUCCAAUUUCCGCACUACCUCAACCUCGCUGCCGGACACAAGCAAAGAUCCGCUGAGGAUGAUGCUGCGUCGGACGGGUCAACCCAGCCUAGAGCAACACCCAAGAAUCGACCAAGGCCCGGAAGAGCUCGUGCUGUUGAAGGACCACGAAUCUCUGUUAACGAGGCUCGGGUCUAUGAGGCUAUAUGUGGUCAUCCCCCGGACAUUAGCAAGGUUGUGCCUCUUGAGUUCGAGCUCUUGUCUCAUAUUGCUGCUGCGAGAUCAACUGGGAUUUUACAAGGAGACCUUGUGAGAGCGUCUGGGCAGGACAAGCGCUCUGUUCCAAAGCGGACGGAUGCUUUGCAAAGCAAGGGCUACAUAGCCAAGGAAAUCGUCUUUCGCCACGGUAAUCGGACAAGCCGACUCACCCUGAAAAAGUUCGCCCACCACAAUGCAGCCGACGCCGAGCCGUUCCACAAGCUUCAUAGCCUCCCGCAACAUGGAUCGACAUUGCGAGAUGUUGUCCGCAGAAUCUUCGAUGUGUUGGAAGAACACAACCUUAUAUCUCAGACAAGACUGGCGGAAGAAUUGAGUCUAGGAUCGUCGGCAGAGUCGGCCAUCCUUUCUAAGAUUAUUCGUCGGCUCGAGAAGCUGAAGUGCAUCAAGAGAGUUCGAACUGCUGUAGGUCCUUCUGCGACAUCUGACGACCUGCGACACUUCGUUCAGCUUUUGCAUCGUGCCGACGCAGUAGACCUGGAGAAUUUCGACACAGAAAAGCUGUCUUUGAGCCAAACAGUUGAGGAAUUGGCAUCUUCCGAGCCAGAGGAUCGGAAUAACCAAAGUGCGUCACAUUUUGCGGCCGAGGAGGAAAAUGAAGAGGCCUCAGAAGCUGUGUACAAACCUGCCAGAUGGAACCCUGAUCGCUUAAUGCCUAAUAUUCUCGUUGAUGCGGUCCGACUUGCAGGUCUGGAGGGUCUGACAAAUUUGAAUGCACGUAUAAUGACUACUGGCGAUUUUGUGCGUCGUCAAUUAGAGUCUCUGUUGCUCCGAUUAUCAUGCGAGUCACUCAUCAUUCAGCCACAGCAUUUGCGACACCUGGCCAUUGUCCGAACCACUGUGAGACACGAUGGGGUCAUCCAGUAUGUUCACUUCUCAUGGGAUGUCUUUCGGAAGAAAGCGGCAGACCAACGUCUCGACGUUUCUGAAAUCCCGGGUGCUCAUCAAAUUAUGAAGAGGCUCGCAGAAAAGGAGGCCGUCUCUGAUGAUCACGAGACUUCCCUAUCUCAUGCUCAUGUUGACGAGUUGGGUUUUCCAAUACAAGCUCCGUUGGCCCUACAGCUACGACAUGGCGAGGCCACCUUUUACGAUCUGAUAAAAGCAGCCGCCCCUGGAGAUGUCCAAAAACGCCUUGGAGAGCCUGCCAUUGUCAAGCAGGGGACGAAAAUAGCUAUGAAGAUACGUGAUGAGUUGCCAGUCUCGUCCAGCACGAAGAAUGGCACACCUCGUCGUCUGCCCCGUCCGCCGCGCCAGCCGACACGGCGACCGCCAAAACGUCGCAGAGACUCAGAUGACGAGGAGAAAACAGUCAUUGGUCGUCCUCGCAAAUAUAUGCGGGGCACAGAAAAGUUCUGGCGGAUGCAAUUCAAGCAGGCUAGAUUAGAUGCAGGCGCGGAUCCUAACGAUCUUAGAAAAGGAGCAGCACAAGAUCCCUCAGCCAUUGCUCUGUACGCCCGGCGUCCGGCAGAUUUCGACAAGACUCUGGUUCAGGCAUUGGAGGCUGGGUUGCCAGUCCCGAUGCUCCCAGAAGACAUCAACGACGAUUGGAUCCGUUCAAUAAGAGCAAUUUUUGAUCGCUCUCUUGAGGGUAUCUAUAUGUCUCCCAAAGGGCUGCGCUCUGACAACAGCCAGAGGUUAGCCCAAAUCAUGAUCGUGAAAACUCCACGGUUGACAUCAGUCGACUUCAGCGACAGGACCAUCGUCCACCCGUUUCGAUUCAUCUCAUCCAGUGCAUCACACAGCUUUAUGUUCAGAAGGUACUACCCCGACCUCCCAACCAUGCAUCCAUCAGCACUACGUACUCUAAGGAAAUCGAAGCGCCAGAGUGAAAUCGGACCCAGCAAGCGCGAAGAAAAGAGGAAACAAGGGCCCAGGUUAGGCAUCUUCUAUGAAGACCCGGGCCUUCCGACAGCACUGCCUUCUCAGCUUCCAAACCCAGCUGAUAUUCAACUUUCAGUGAAUGUGCUUAUGGACACAACUGAUGAAGAAAACGGACCUCCUUCUGAAGGCGCUUUGGGCACGAGAACCUCGUCUCGUGUAUCAAUAGAUGGGACCAUCCUUUCUGACGAUACAAGAAUAGAAAAUGGUGAAGCCAGCAAGGGCUCGCAGUGGCGGAUUCAAGAACGAGACGCCAGCGCGGAAACACCAACCGCUCCCAAUUCGAAGCCUGAAAUCACCGAGCCACGCCGUGCCAGAUCUGCCAGAAACCGGAAGUUGACCCGGAAAGCAAUGGAAUUGUUGCAAUCGGAUCAGACCCGAAAUGUGCGUGUCUUUUCUGAAUCUCGAGAGACUCCAUCCGAGGUGUUUGCCGCGGAUUCUGAACUUCAAAAUCAGAUGUCCUUGCACCGAGCAUCCGAAGUAUCCAGCGCAGAGGCACCGUCACAUUCUAGUAGCCACUCACCCAUGAAGGAGCACUCCACAGGUAUUUCAUACCUAAAUGUGGACGAAACUCGAACUGCUCAUUACACGCAACCCUCUGUUUCCAGUGACAAACACAUGAUUAUUGAUGUCAAUCCUAGUGUCGGCGAGACAGAAGCAACGAGAACCUUAUCGGUUGAAAGAGAGCAGCCUGAGUACCCGGUAUCAGCGAGAUUCUUAGAGGGUAUCACCGAAGCUGCGGCAUCUAAAAGCCCUUCUUUGAGUGAACAGCUGCCAGAGAACAAUCACUCAGCAGAAGGGCAGGACAAUUUCUCUCAAAAAAGGUCCUUUCCGUCGAAAGCCGCUACCAGAAAACGUUUGUCAACCCCAACAAGAGCAAGAACGGCGUCUGUUGAAGCAGGGAACGCCGAAGACGAAUCGCAGCCAAAGAAUCGACAGAGUCAGGGGAAGCAACGCUAUUUCGAGGGCGCUAAUGCUCUUUUCCGGAGAAUCAUUCUCCAACUGAUUCAAGAGACAUCAGGGGUCGUGCCAAACGAUGCUUCAAUGUUCAAACGUGUUGCGUUGCCUCGCUGGCAAGAGGCCGGAGGGGAAGGUCGACCCCUGCUGAAAACCAUUAAGACAGCGAUCAAGUCCUUGAAUGAGUCUCGAAGACUAAAACAGGUCAUGUUCACGUUUCGAGGAAAGUCUGGAAUCAUGGUUACGCGCUCGGUCAUCUUCUUACCGCACAUUGACCCUUUGUCUCAAGCCGUCGAGGAAGUGAAGCAGAAUAUUAUCAAUGCGGAACCCACUGAUUACAUACCCCCUGAGUGGAGGGAUGAAGGCUACCGCAUUCCCCUCGUCAAUAAAAGGGCUCCGAGCAGAACGCCUGAUGUUGAAGAAGAACCACCGAGGAGUCGACGUGCAUCAUCGGCUGUGUCGAAAAGAAGAAUCGCCUCCACAAGCAGUAGGGGUGAGAGAAGCCGCACAAAAACAACCGAGUCUUCUCCGUCACCAAUGACAGAGACUCCGGCUGGCAGUUUUCUUACACUCAGAGUUCCAGCGUUGGGUUCGCUUCCAAUUGUGCAUCUCCACAACUGGAGGAAGGAGUGCCCCGUGAGUGCAUUGCGCUCCGACACAUCCGAUGCCAAUCCUUGGAAGGCUGGCGCAUUUCGACCCAUUCGGCGGCGACGAAGGUUUGAACAGCAAGGUUCCCAGGCAGCUGGAAGGUCAAUAAUAUGGCGAAAUUUCCCUUCCUCGUUGGAAGAUAUUCUACAACUUCCUGAUCUUAGAUUGGACUAUGAUGCCUUUCAAGCCGACGAUGCUGACUGGCAACGCUUUGCCUGCGAGAUUGAGGGAGUUCGUGCGUGGGAAGAACAAGAGCCUGGCGCGGCUCUAUCGAAACGAUCUAGGUUCGCUUUCAUCAAUCAUUCGGUCCCAGCUGCCCUAUAUGCGGGCUCGGUUUUUCCACUGGCAAUCGAAUUUAGCAGCCUUGUACAGUUCGAUGAGGAUGGAAGCGAGCUCGAGGUUGCUUAUCCGCCUGCCGAAACAUGGGCAGCAUUUGCGAACGCCCUGCAAGCAUCUUCCAGUGUCACCUCCCGAAUCGUAGCAGUGGACGAAGCAAAUUUACAUUCGAUGCGACCACUUUCCCCAGGACUUGGACCUCGACGAUCAAAAAGGCCGUCUAAGCGCAGAUUGUCGGAAGAUGACCAUGGGUUCAUCCCUCUACCUCCCUCGAAACGCCGCAGAAGGGCGAGACGGGUUUCCGACACAACACCAUCGAGGCGUACGGGAAUCUCGGCCUUUGGCAAUACAACCCGAAAGCUUCCCAAGAGUGCCAAAUGGCUGCAGACGAUGCCAGAGGAGAUGAUAUACCGAAUCGCAGUUGCCGUCAUCGUUGUUCGGACGCUAGCAGGCGGAAUGCAAAGUUUCAUCAACUGGCAUAUUGUCAUGACGCUCUUCCCUGAUCAAAAGGAAGAAGUUAUCAAAGCCCGCUGGAAUACGUUAUCAACCAGAUACAGUUCUGAUAUACAAAAUCUCACAGAGGACCUGCAAUCAAGGUACUUGGAAGCGCUACAAGCGGGCGAGGUAGCGUCGGUCGGCUUUGAUGUUAUCGAAGCCACGGACUGGGGCGCCAUUGUGGACUGGGCCUUAGAGAGCGUUGACCGUUUCAAUCUGAAGCGGAUUGCACACCUUCCAGCCAACCGGGGCGAGUUGCUGGAUAGCUAUGCCUUAGAAUUCACCCAACCCAGAUACUUCCACAAUACCGUGUGGAACAACAGUACAACGAACGUUAAAGAAGAUGCCGCAAGGUCGACAGUUUUCGCCACACAUGCUAAUUCUACAAUGCAAUCCGCCAUCCUUCGCCAUCAACAUGGCUUCGAACUCGAGAUGGCCAAGCCAGCCCUUCGUGUCGCUAAGUCAUGGGUGCUCGCGACCGUUUUCACUCCCGAAUCGGUGUUCAAUGCAGAAUUGGCGCAGGCCAAACUCUCCACCCUUGCCCUAAACCCGGUAGAAUGCGAUGCACUCCUCUCACGUGCGUUGAAAUUGCUUCAAGAUGAGAAGAUCAUUCAACGCAAACUCAAUGCUCACCAACUGGAGCAAGGAUUGCAUCGUGUGCGCACCUGGGAAGCUCACCGCAAGUUCCUCCACCAGUUUGAGGAGCGGGGCAUGGUCACUCCGGAUGUGCUCCGUUGUGCCGCCAAAUACAAAUUGGAAGUUCUUGACCACGAGUUCGCGAGGGGGAAUAGUGUCCCGAUCGAGAAAGAAGAACUUGUCCCAGACGGUAAGAUGGUGGCAGUGUUGAACCUGAUGGCAUCAGGACGCGUCAGGGUCCGACCAGGCGCAGACGUGCCAAAGACUCGCUAUGGCUUGGAUCACGAACGUGUAGGCUAUCGGACCAAAGACCUGGACAAGAAGUUGUUGGGUUUCGGGAUCGAGCUCACACCGACAAAGGAAUAUCCGUCUGGGGAUCCCUGGUCGGGCGCGUUGGGAAUACGCCAGCUCCCCAUCCCGCGUGGACAGGCAGAUGAGCCGAUGGGGCCAAUCCCUAUAUGGGUUGACAUUCAUGGAAACGUGCAAGCGGCACUCUGGUACACGUUUCUUGUCGGCGUGAUCGGGCUCGUCUCGCAAAUGCCGGGUGUGUCCGCCUCGCAGAUCUCAAGGACUUUUGGAUUUGGGCUUGAUGAAGCUGAAGUUGAACUCAUCAUGCAGUGGUGUGUACAGUCUGGGUUUGCAAAGAUGGAUACUAGCUCGAAGGGAUAUGAGACGUUGGAGUGGUGGUGGCUCUGUGUUGACGAGGCUAGAGCAUAA
Fonsecaea multimorphosa CBS 102226 is the source of this 6210-nucleotide messenger RNA. RefSeq lists its product as uncharacterized. The record is from RefSeq and is a predicted model, not a curated record. Gene Ontology annotation, biological process: 5S class rRNA transcription by RNA polymerase III; transcription initiation at RNA polymerase III promoter. Gene Ontology annotation, cellular component: transcription factor TFIIIC complex. NCBI's taxonomy places the organism in Eukaryota, Fungi, Ascomycota, Eurotiomycetes, Chaetothyriales, Herpotrichiellaceae. Gene Ontology annotation, molecular function: DNA binding. Bases 1 to 6210 code for a protein of 2069 amino acids. The transcript is spliced from 3 exons.